AUGCGAAGGAACGUAGCGGUUAGAAUCAAGUCAGGAACCACUUUCGCAACAAUACUGCAAACUACUUGGACGACACCAACUACAUCAUGUGAGGUUCCUGCGUACAACUUUUUCCCACGGGAUUCAGAUGAGGAUAAAUGGACUGGCACAUGUUUAUUAGAUACGGCACCCACGUCGAAUUGCAAAUAUUGGAGAGUUUCUGUGCUUUUACUGCUUGAUAAUAACUGGCUUUCGACGCUGUAUCUUCAGCAAAUUCAAUCUUUUAUAAGGGGGGUGGUACAGAACUGCGAUUCUCGAAGCACUUUGCAAAUAUUCGAUCCAGGGAGGAUUUUAAUGAAAGAAACCUGUGAAUCAGAAAAGCAGAAAAGCUUAAUAAAUGGUAUUUCUACUGGUGACACGUACAGAACAAAUGGUUUAUCAGCUGGUGAUCAACUGGACAAGCUGUUGGAUCAGUUGCAUUCUUGUGUUUUGGAUAAACCAUUAGCGGACGAUGAAGCCGGUGUGGCGUUCAUUUUCACGGAUUUCACCUGUACGGAACUGUGUCGCAGUGAAAAUUUGCGCUCUGAUGCACAAAUCAUAACAAAUGCUCUCAUAAAACAGGGUUUCGUUAUGAAAUAUAUGCUUCUCAGUGAUGAUAAAACCGAAUCUGGCUGUGCUAAUAAUCUCUUCUAUGCUUGUCAUAAUAUGGUCUCAACGUCCUGCGAUGUUAGCGUUUACGGUAAUCAAACCGUACAGUUAAUCGACAUUAUGGAAGCGUCAACGACAUGUUCGGUUGCUUCGACGAGUUCACCUAAUGAUAACCUCAGUGCAGUCGCGAUGGAUGGGGCCAGGAAGGGAUGCACCACGCUCAUAGCCGCUACGGUCCACCAAAGUGCUUCGAGAGAAGCCGUGUACGCAAUUGCGGUAACCAACCAUCCUCAACAAUCGCAACUAACGCAAUUACCUCAUCCAGCGAGUUUGGUGAUGGCUAACCACUACAUGGACAUCAAAGCAUUGGCUGAGGCUAACAAAAAGGACCCGUGGGAAGUCUCACAACAAAAUCUGUACAUCCACGAAAAUGAGAUCCUAGGAAACGGUGCAUUCGCCGUGGUAUUGAAGGGGACAUUAAAAGGUAAAAUUCCAUUAUUGAUGGUCAACCCACGGUUGAAUAUAUGUGCCGAACAUAUGCAAGAUGAUGGGCCAUGCGAUGUACAAUCUUUGCAGACGGCUGUGAAACGGUUGCCAUCACAUGCAAACGAUCAAAAUCGGAUGGAAUUUUUCCAGGAAAUAAGUUUUAUGAAAAAUCUUGGCUAUCACACACAUAUUAUAAGCAUGUUGGGUUGUGUGUCCUGCCCACAAAAUCCAAUGAUACUCGUGGAAUACUGUGAAUAUGGCGAUCUGUUACAUUUCCUACGGAAUAAUCGUAAUCACGUUAUUAUGUGCAAAGAUGAUGUAUGCCCAACGGAUGCCGACAUUUGUCUAAGGAUCAAGGACUUAGUUUCGAUUGCAUGGCAAGUCAGUGAUGGAAUGACGUACUUAUCAUCGAAAAACUUCAUUCAUCGCGACGUGGCCGCACGCAAUGUACUUCUCACAAAACAGUUAGUGGCUAAGGUUAGCGACUUUGGGCUCGGGCGCUACGCAGAUUCUGCCCUAUACACAGCCAGAGGCGGUCGUCUACCGUUUAAAUCCAUGGCCGUGGAAGCACUGAAAUUCUAUGAGUUCUCCGAGAAAACCGAUGUAUGGGCAUUUGGAAUACUAUUGUUCGAGAUAUUUUCGCUUGGCGACGUACCGUAUCCUACAGUCCAACCAACGGACAUGAUUUCUUACAUCGAACAAGGAAAUCGUCCACCGCAACCGGAGAAGUGUCCAAAUGAGAUAUUUGGCCUUAUGGAACGCUGUUGGAAAGCAAUUCCUGAUGAUCGACCCAUUUUUGCAGAAAUUCGAGGGGAACUGACAAUCCUACUUAAUAUCGACGAUGAAAGUUAUGGAUAUUUGAGCUUAGACUCACGUCAACUACGGAAUAUGUUUAAUCGGCAGAUCAGUGAGCUUCAUUCCAACCCUAUUAAGGACGACAAUUCCAAAGAGUUACGAGGAAAGCAAACGACGCAGACCAAUGAAAAGAACACAUUGGUCGGCAGUGGUAGGAGCAACUUUCUCACUGUUUCGCCUAGUCAAGAUCAGAACAUUGGUCCAAACACCGGGGCAAUCGUCUCAACGAAUUCAAAAACAGCUGGCGUUACCGAAUUUGAUGAUUCUACCACUAAAUAUCAAGCACAGAAGAAUUCCGCAAAGCCAACCUCAUUUGCAGCAAAAGAAUCAAUGACAAAUCUACGGGCACAGUCCAGCUCCAACGAUGAUAUAAUGUAUAAAUCAGGAAUGAGGAAAAAUACCGGUGAUGUUUCAAUUCUCCUGGAAAAUAUCGUGAAUUUCUCUCUACAAAUGCCAGAAGAUAAACGGACAGAUUGUAUACAAUCUAUGGAACAAUGGAUGAAUAACAGGUUAUCCAACGGCUGUUAA
Messenger RNA from Necator americanus (New World hookworm), 2496 nucleotides. RefSeq lists its product as uncharacterized. The record is from RefSeq and is a predicted model, not a curated record. The transcript has 21 exons. Gene Ontology annotation, biological process: cell surface receptor protein tyrosine kinase signaling pathway; protein phosphorylation; multicellular organism development. Gene Ontology annotation, molecular function: ATP binding; transmembrane receptor protein tyrosine kinase activity. Lineage: Eukaryota; Metazoa; Nematoda; Chromadorea; Rhabditida; Ancylostomatidae. Gene Ontology annotation, cellular component: signaling receptor complex; plasma membrane. Bases 1 to 2496 code for a protein of 831 amino acids.